UAGAAGCACGAUUUCUCUACCAAACUGUGUUACAAUUGCUUUUAGCUGUUUGUAGUUAUUUGAAAACGCCUUUUGCCGGUUUAAGAACAGUCCCAAUCCCUCUCAAUUUUUCCAUGAAAAGAUGGUAGACAGAUCCUUCUAGUGCUUGAAAAAGGUCAUUAAAAAAAAAAAGAUAAAUCAUAGAACUUCAACGUAGACACCAAAUUUUGAAAUCAUAAUCCCAUUCAGAUUAUAAAAUUUAUAAAAAUUACAAACCCAAAAAGCAAAAGAAAAAACAAAAAUUGAAACACACCCUUCUCUCUUCGCAAGAAAAGUAAAGUUCUUUGGCAUCCUCCAACCUCAACUAUACAGCUGCACAUACUUCUUCUUCUUCAAUGGAUCGUCUGCUACUCUCUGCCUCUGUACUCACACUUCUCAUCCUCCCUUUCUUCUCAGAAGUGAACUCUGCCUCUUUCAAGCUAGUGAACAAGUGUCGGUACGAAGUAUGGCCCGGUGUGCUUUCCGGCGCGAACACGGCUCCGCUCUCCCCAACCGGCUUCGCGCUCAAGUCCGGCAAGUCCCGGACCCUAUCCGUGCCCAAAGCCUGGUCGGGUCGGAUCUGGGCCCGGACCCUCUGCACCGAAUACUCGCCCACCAAUUUCUCCUGCGUCACAGGCGACUGUGGCUCCGGAAAAAUUGAGUGUGCCGGCAGCGGCGCGGAGCCGCCGGCUACUUUUGCCGGGUUCACUCUCAACGGCGCCGACGGCUUGGAUUUUUAUGACGUCAGCCUGGUGGAUGGGUACAACCUGCCGAUGCUUGUGGUGCCACGUGGAGGUACAAGAGGGGGAUGCAGCGCCACGGGGUGUCUUGUGGACUUAAACGGCAAGUGUCCCAGGGCGUUGAGGGUUGCGCGCGAGGGUGGAGGCGGGAGAGUGGCGUGUAGGAGCGCGUGCGAAGCGUUUGGGGAUCCGCAGUUUUGUUGUAGUGAGGCGUACGCUACGCCCGACACGUGUCAGCCCUCUGUGUUCUCGCUGUUUUUUAAGCAUGCUUGCCCACGCGCGUAUAGCUACGCGUAUGAUGACAAGACUAGUACUUACACAUGCGCCUCUGCGGACUACAUUAUAAUCUUCUGCCCUUUGCCUUAUACAAGUCUAAAGGUGCUGGGAAUACGAAAAGAUGGGGCGGUGCUACCGCUGGUUAACAAGACCAUGAUGUACUUUUAAGGAGCCAUAGUGCUAGCAGUGUUUCCUCAGCUAUGGUUUGGAUGCCUCUAGUGCAGCAGUACGUUCUGUUUUCCAGUUUCGGUCACUUCUAGUACAUGCUUUAUAUGACUAAUAUUGGUCCUCACGUUUCCGGGAAGAAAGUAUUACAAUCCCAAUUGAAUAGCAGGUGCCAUGGCUGAUACUAGCUAUCCACCCAUCACUCCUCACUGCAUUUGCUAUUAGUUCAUCGGAAAUGGUUGUGGGGAAAAAUAAAAUCCUUAAGAAAUCUUGUAGAUUAGUAUUUGUUCACUCCUAUGCAGUCAUAAAUACGUAGGACUGUUGGAAUUUUGCCUCUGAUGACUUUUUUCUUCAAAAUAUCUGUAAUAUUUGGAGAAACUCCGAAUUCCCAUCAUUUUUGAGAAACUGCAUGUUCUUAUAAAGUAGUUAUGCAGAUGCUAGGUUAGGAUGGAAUGGAAGUGUAUAUGUAAAGAUGCAGAUAUGGCAUCUUAUGUGUU
Prunus mume (Japanese apricot) is the source of this 1696-nucleotide messenger RNA. Lineage: Eukaryota; Viridiplantae; Streptophyta; Magnoliopsida; Rosales; Rosaceae. The record is from RefSeq and is a predicted model, not a curated record.